AUGUCGCACGACGCCAAAGCCUGCGUAGAGAGACCUAGGAAAUCAGGGGCCAGGUGGACUAACAAGCACAUUGCCUCCGAUGAGAAAGUUGAGACUAUUGAGCACAAUUACGCCAGCAAGCGUGACCGUUGGAACGGGUAUGAUACAGCGAGGUACAAUCGUGAUGUUGUUGCGCGGUACGAGGCUCGUGAUGCAGCUAGGAAAGUGUUUGUGGUGGAAGGGAAUGAAGGCAGUGACUUGAGAGUUGAUGAGUCCGAGCAGAUGGACUGCUUUGGUAAAGUUGAGAAGAGGGUGAGGAGUGGUGGUGGUGGUGGUAGUACAGGAACUGUUAGGAACCUGCGAAUUCGGGAAGAUAAAGCCAAGUACCUCUUGAAUCUCAGUGCCAAAUCUGCACAUUAUGAUCCGAAAACCCGUUCGAUGCGUGGGGAUCCGCUUCCAGAUGUGGAUCCGAAUGACAAGUUCUAUUGGGGGGACAACAGGUACAGAGACAGUGGUGAAGCUGGGGAGUUGAAGCAGCUCGAAAGUCGUUUGUCGAGGGGGGAGGAGGAGCACUUGCUGCAAGCUGCUCCUACCCAAGCAGAGUUGUUGUACAGGAACUUUCAGGUGAAGAGAAAGGAACUGGAGGCUCGAGCCAAGGACGAAUUGCUCGAGAAGUACGGGAAUGCUGCUGCGAAUAGUCAAGAUGGGAUCCCGAGAGAGAUUUUGCUGGGGCAGAGUGAAAGGCAAGUCGAGUACGAUCGUGCUGGGAGAGUUGUUCGCGAGGGAUGCGCGGAUGUGCAGCUUCCCAGAAGUAAGUACGAAGAAGAUGUCUACAUCAACAACCAUAAGACUGUGUGGGGUUCAUGGUGGAAGGUGGAGGAUCAUCGUUGGGGUUUUAAAUGUUGCAGACAGACCAUUCGAAACAGUUAUUGCACUGGCACCGCCGGUAUCAAGGCUGCUGAAACUUAA
Molecule: messenger RNA, 948 nt
Organism: Linum tenue
Lineage: Eukaryota; Viridiplantae; Streptophyta; Magnoliopsida; Malpighiales; Linaceae
Source: the annotation of a GenBank genome assembly